Messenger RNA from Seminavis robusta, 2495 nucleotides. NCBI's taxonomy places the organism in Eukaryota, Bacillariophyta, Bacillariophyceae, Naviculales, Naviculaceae. The record is from the annotation of a GenBank genome assembly.
CGUGCCGCCUUGUCGCUUCAAUCCAACAACAACUGAAACGAGAGGUGGUUGAGGAGAGGUUUUGUUGUUGUUGUUGGCAAACGAAGGAGGAUGGAUGCUUUGGCAGGUCAAGUUCCAAAGCUCUUGGAGGCACUUAUUCGCAAGCUCUUCACCACCGAAGGGCACGUAGCGGCGCCCAAGGUGUUUGUCGCCAGUGCCGUUCCUCUUGUGGCAUCUUUGUUUUGGCAUUAUUCUCGAACCAUUGUGGAAAUCACUGACGAUGAACAGGCUCGUUGGGUCCAGUACUGGUUAACACAACGUCAAGAUGCCAUUCGACGAGUGCGACGAGUGGUAUUGGUCACGGCAGGAUCCAUGGUCGGGUCCAGACAACGGGGAAGACGUCACUACUUUGACGAGCCCAGCACCAACCAGGACGAGACUGAAGUCGGAGAGCGAUUCUCGCCUCCGAAACUUGUCGAAACCCCGGCCGCCGGGGUGUCUACUUGGAUAUGGUUUGGAUGGUUCCCUGUUUCGAUUCAGAGCAGUCGAAUGAGCUCCAUGAACCCUUAUGGCGUACCACGCUCUUCUGGUGGUGCACAGGAUGACUGCAGAUGCAGUCUGACUGUUUGGUUUGCUCCUCGUGGCGUUGAUAUUGCCAAGAAAAUCAUCUUGGAAGGUCGUCAGCUCUGGCUGUCCAAACGGUCCACCAAAACAGAAGUGCUCACCUUUCGAGAGCACCACCGCCCAAUUUCGUUUGACGUAUCGGCAAGGCCCAGUCGUCCUCUUUCAUCUGUCAUUGUAGAAGGCAACACAAAGGCACUACUUCUGGAAGAUGCAACCAGGUUCCUACAAGGCGAGAAAUGGUACUUUGGCAAGGGGAUUCCCUACAGGAGAGGAUAUCUCCUUUACGGGCCUCCUGGCUGUGGGAAAACAUCCUUGAUCACGGCACUCGCCGGGGAGCUUCGUUUGCCCAUUGUGCUGGUUCCCUUGUCCGGAAGCACUAAUGACUCCACCAUCGUUGAAGUCAUGCGUGCUGCCCCUCGCGAUUCCAUCGUCCUUAUUGAAGACGUCGAUUGCGCCCUGCCCGAAAAGAGGGGGGAUGAUGCUCUUCCUCCGGGAGCAAUCAAUCACAAGGGCCAGAUUUAUCACAGCCGACCACCCGGUAGACAGCAAGGCCCCAACGUCACACUAUCAGGGCUGCUGAAUGCCAUUGAUGGCGUGGCUGCCCAGGAAGGGCGCCUUCUUUUUAUGACCACCAACCAUCGCAACCGCCUUGAUGAAGCUCUUAUCCGUCCGGGACGAGUGGAUGUGCAGUGUCAUCUUCAGAACGCGUCACGGGCCGCCGCGGGAGAACUCUUUGAUCAGUUCUUUUUGACACCAGGCUCGGAAACAACAACCCACAAAAGCAGUAGCGUGGAUAAUCUCUCAGAGGCUCGGGCAGCCUUCCUUGCGGAGGUGGAAGAUGGCGUCCACUCCUUUGCGAAGCUACAAGGAGCACUCAUGAAGGCCCGGGAUGACCCAGGACGUUCCGCCGAGGAGAUGCGUAUCACCGUCGCGACCACCUCCACGGACGACAAAGGCGGCAACUCCGACCAAGGAGGGAACAACGGCGAAACGGGAACAGAACAAGCCAAGGAGAACGGUGAACAGACAAGCAACCAGCUGGCCAGCCAGCUCUAGCAUUGCUUCAGCAACGAAUUCAAUAGUUACAAUACUAUUAAAACUUACUGGCCCGCCACCAAGAAGUCAUUAUUUCAUGGCUGCCGUGUCUUCCUCGCUUGCUUUGGAUCUAGGUAUCAUACAUAUAUACCCACAGCGUUCCUUCGUUAUUGGCUUCCUGCUGUGGUUGACUUCAAUACCGGUAGCUGCCAUUGGCAAUUGCGGAUUGAUUCACAGUGAAAGAAUCCAUCCUGUGGCUUGACCACUGGCUAGCUGGCACAGCCUCAUUCAAAUACCCUCUACCUGUACUAGUAGUCUACCUCCCACAUAGCCCGCAACUACCGGUCCCAAAGGAGCGACAGCUGUUGCGAUAAUCUGCAAUGGUAGCGGCAACUACCGGUACCGGUACUGUGAUUGUGUGGCCGUACACUAUUGUGUAGCAUACGCAGCAUGUGAAGCAAAUCUCACGUGGCGUAGAACUACGGUACGGUUCACUUUCACAUUUAUUUGGAACACAUUUAGGAGCCCAAAUAGGAAUCUUUUUUUAUUUUAGAGUCUGUCAUGCGGUACGACGACCUGUUUCAAAUAAUAGAAAUUUCAUGGGGCAAAUAUGCGCUUGACGCCAGUCUCUUUCUUAUCUAUUCGAGAGCUAUUCGAGUAGGCUUCCGAGGGUUGAUGGCCAGACGGUAUCUUCCAUGAACUUGGAAAGUUGCUUUCGAGUCUUAAAGAGCCAGUGCUCGAUUCUCUCAACCUCUUACAGUCAGUAUUUGAAUAAUAGUGCCCGAUUUCCGGUCUCAGUGAGUUUCAUCUCCCUUGAUGUUAAUUCCUGUUGAUUCCUGUUGAAACGAAGAGGGUAC